Molecule: messenger RNA, 828 nt
Organism: Formica exsecta
Lineage: Eukaryota; Metazoa; Arthropoda; Insecta; Hymenoptera; Formicidae
Exons: 3
Coding region: 356-682 (108 amino acids)
Source: RefSeq, a predicted model, not a curated record
ACGAUAUAUCUAUAAAUUGAUGAAUGCUAUAAUAUAAGUACUAUACUUGCUCGAUAUUUAAUUAAAAUAGCGAUUGAAAAGAUAGUCACCCUUGACUCAGUUCAACGAAAGAUUAAUGACCUUGUUUGAAGGUAAACAUGAAAAAAGCAGUCGACACAAGUGUCUGUGCUAGUGAAUGAUCAAGAGACGUCGCAUUUAAUUUUAACUCGUGCUCCAAGAAGACUGGUCGACGACGAUGUAUAUAAGCUUUGCUGCCACGGAUUUUGAACUCAGUUAGAUAGCACGAAGUAAAAGCGCCAUUGUUGCAAAAUAUUGUAAAUUUCUGUAGCGUUUGAAAGAAAAGUGCCAGGAAAAAAUGCCGACUAUCUGUAUGAAUGUUAUUAUCCUGUUCAGUCUAAUGUCAACUUGCAUGGCUACGCCGAUCUUUUUUGUAUCGCCUGAAAGUGCGAUACAAGACAUAGUGCUAACCCAUCCAGCUGUCUUAAUUAAUUCUGCAAUUGAAGACAAUUUGCCCAGUCAAUUGCGAAAUGAUUUUUAUAAAAAUCCGAACGUUGCUACUGGUCUCGCUAAGGAAUCCUGGUUUAUCGAUAAAGAAAUGCAGGUAAUUGAUCGAGAAACAGACAAAAUUUCCAGAGAAAAAAUCUACAGCAUACUACAUAAUGCUGGACUAGCUCGCAAAUAAUAUUGCGACAAUAAAUAAAAACUACGUGAUUUUAUCUCCAGUAAGUAAACAUUUCAGUUAAGACUGUACAAUAAAAUUAAAUUAAAUAAAAAAAUAAUUUUCUGUGAAUUGUUUCCAAUACUUGGAAAUUUCAAAAAUGUAUUUAC